UUGCCUAUAAAAGCCCGUCUCCAAGCGUUGUGUCGCCAGUCUCUUCCUGUUCUUAGUGCUGCUGUUGUUCCUUGUUUCGGAAGCCGCAGUGGCUGUGAAGAUGGCGUCUACCAGCCGUUUGGAUGCUCUUCCAAGAGUCACAUGUCCAAACCACCCUGAUGCGAUUUUAGUGGAGGACUACAGAGCUGGUGACAUGAUUUGUCCUGAAUGUGGCCUGGUUGUAGGUGAUCGGGUUAUUGAUGUGGGAUCCGAAUGGAGAACUUUCAGCAAUGACAAAGCAACAAAAGAUCCAUCUCGAGUUGGAGAUUCUCAGAAUCCUCUUCUGAGUGAUGGAGAUUUGUCUACCAUGAUCGGCAAGGGUACAGGAGCUGCAAGUUUUGAUGAAUUUGGCAAUUCUAAAUACCAGAAUCGGAGAACAAUGAGUAGUUCUGACCGAGCAAUGAUGAAUGCAUUCAAGGAAAUUACUACCAUGGCAGACAGAAUCAACCUCCCUCGAAAUAUAGUUGAUCGAACAAAUAAUUUAUUCAAGCAAGUGUAUGAACAGAAGAGCCUGAAGGGAAGAGCUAAUGAUGCCAUAGCUUCUGCUUGUCUCUAUAUUGCCUGUAGACAAGAAGGGGUUCCUAGGACUUUUAAAGAAAUAUGUGCCGUAUCACGAAUUUCUAAGAAAGAAAUUGGUCGAUGUUUUAAACUUAUUUUGAAAGCUUUAGAAACCAGUGUGGAUUUGAUUACAACUGGGGACUUCAUGUCCAGGUUCUGUUCAAACCUUUGUCUUCCGAAACAAGUGCAGAUGGCAGCUACACACAUAGCCCGUAAAGCUGUGGAACUGGACUUAGUUCCAGGGAGGAGCCCAAUAUCUGUGGCAGCGGCUGCUAUUUACAUGGCCUCACAGGCUUCAGCUGAGAAGAGGACUCAAAAAGAAAUUGGAGACAUUGCUGGUGUUGCUGAUGUUACAAUCAGACAGUCCUACAGACUAAUCUAUCCUCGAGCCCCAGAUCUCUUUCCUACAGACUUCAAAUUUGACACCCCUGUUGACAAGCUACCACAGCUGUGAAGUGAGGCAGCUGACGUCAGACUCUUGUGAACACUGAACUUUGCCUGUUGUACGUAGCCCGUACACAGUGCUGGAUCGAGCCUUUAAUGAGGAAGGAGAAAAGACGUGGUAUGCAUUCCAGGGCUAAAUAUUAAUUGCUUGGCUUUCUGUAUGUAUAUAUUAGUGAAACAUAUUUAAUGACUUAAAUUUCCUAUUGAAUUUGCUUUCUUUUGUAGCAAUCUAGGAAGCUGUAUUUUGGAAGAUAUUUGAAAUGAUGUAAUUCUUGAAUAAACCAUUUUUCAAAAUUAAAGUUUUUGUUAUAAUUACAAGUCAUAAGUAAUUUAUAAUAUAUAAUUACAAAUAAUGCAUCAUCGCAGCUACUAAAGCUGAUAGGAGGCAUUGUUUUAUUUUUCUUUAUAUAUAUUCAGUUUUUUAUUUUAAUAAAGUCAUGGAAAUAAAGGCUUUUGAGAACCAUUCUUGACAUGAACAACAUUUUUAGAUUUUGUGAAGGGAUGUGUGUGUAUGUAAUUUAUGAAUAUAUACAUUAGGAAGCAAGAAGGGAUGAGCUGGACCUCGAAAGGCACUGCCUUGAGAGAGAGAAAUGUUUGUGUUUUUCCUCGUUGAGCUUGGUGAGCAGAGAUGGUGAGGCUGGUUUACAGAUAACAGCAGACAAUGAAUGUGCAACAAAGCUUAAUUUUCAGAUUUUAACAUUUCGUUUUAUAAAAUCUACAUACAGUCCGCCCCCCGUAUCCAUUGAUUCUGCAUCCGCAGAUUUAUUUAACUGCAGAUUGAAAAUAUUCAGGGGAAAAAAGUUCCAAAACAAAAAUUUGCUGCACACUGAGCACAACACUGAGUCCACGCGAAUGAAGUGAUGCGUGGGCAUACCCUGCUGUAGCAUCCUGCCACGUCACAGAUAUGUCUAUGUCCAGCACUUAUUUGAGCAUUGUUCACCUGGCAUCUUGUUUGCUACUUUUGUUGUGUUACCCUUUGUUCCUGUGAAAAAAUGGAUCCUAAAAAGCAGUGAAGUGAAAGCAGUCCCUCAAAGGCUAAGCGUGAUGGGGUUGAGGAGAGUGAGAGGAAGGAGUCUCAGGCUAGUAAGGGGUGGCUGGCUAGCUAUGGAAAGUGCUACAGCCUCAAGAACUUUGAGAUCAUGGAAGAAUCGGCACUGAUUGAUGCUCAGGCAGCAUCAGCAUUCCCAGAGGAGCUCAAGAAACUUAUAGAAGAGCAAGGCUCCCUUCCAAAGCAAGUCUUUAGUUGUGAUGAAACAGCUAUUUAUAUAGCAUUUUACAUCGUAUUAGGUAUUAUAAGUAAUCUAGAGAUGGUUUAAAGUAUAUGGGAGGAUGGGCAUAGGUUAUAUGCAAAUAAGCAACUUUACAUAAGAGCCUUGAGCAUCCCUGAUUUUGAUAUGGGCAGCGGAGAUCCUGGAGCUAAUCCCCCAUGGGUACUGAGGGACAACUAUAUAAAUCUUUGUUGUAUUUUAUUGGGAUACUCAUAGGGUGAAGAACAGUUAAAAUGGGGUUUGGGUUCUGGGAGUGUUAAGGAAUUUUUUUUUAACAAGUGCCCUUAGGUGAUUAUGAUGUGCAGUUGUUUGAGGGUCUCUUGACUGCUAGAUGAUAGACAGGCACUAGGAGAAGACCAACAAAAUAUUUGCCCUCAUACCAGCUGUGUAGUUUGUAUAGGAGACAUGAAUCCAUGCAAGACAUCACCACUGUAAACCACCUUUCUCUAAAAACAGGGUGCUUACACAUCUGUGAAGGGCUUUGUACUAGAAGGACAGUCUCCUGUUGUGACCUGGUGAUCAGGUCCAGACUAGUGCAGAGAGAAAGUUUCCCCCGUUAGGAGAUCAAAUGCCCACUGAUGUUUCUACUUAGCAUGGGACGGGGCGAGGGGGUGGUGCUAAUCAGGACUCAUGAAGGCAAAUGGUCUUUCUCCCUUUCACAAAAUAUAGGACAUUCAAACAAAUACAACUCAAAGCUGGGGAGUCCACCCAAAAAAAAAUGCAAGAAUUCUAUAACCCAAACACAGGAUUUCAAGGCUGGCAAUGAAAUUUAUACUCCAGGCAGGUAGAAUCCAUCCCACCCAGAGUGAGAGGCAAAAGAAAUUUCAGGUCAGUGUCUCCUUCCCGGACACCGUUUUUGGUCACCAUUACACAGCUCCACAUUUGCAAGUAUGGAAAGAGCAGCAGUGCUCUGUUACUUUGGGGUUUCUUUGUUUUUCUUCCAGCUGUCAGUGCACUAUUUUUAAAUAUGGUGAUUUAUGUAAUAUAUAAUGACUAGUCACACAGUCCUGCCCAGUCACCUGGGUGAGUUACAAGACCAUGGCUAGAAAAAGCCACACACACAAGUAAUCCACUGCACUUAGUGUCUUAGUUAUCUAGUGCUGCUAUAACAGAAGUACCACAAGUGGAUGCCUUUAAUGAAGAGAAAUUCUCUCAAAGUCUAGGAGGCAAAAGUCCAAAUUUAGGGUGCCAACUCCAGGGGAAGGCUUUCUGUCAGUUCUGGGGAAGGUCUUUGUCAUCAAUCUCCUGGCCUAGGAGCUUCUCAGCGCAGGGACCCCAGUCUAAAGGACAUGAUCCACACCUGGUGCUUCUUCCUUGGUGGCGUGAGGUCCUUCUCCUUUCUACCCAAUUCUCUUUAAUUUCUCAAAAGAGAUUGACUCAAGAUACAACCCAGUCCUGUAGAUUGAGUCCUGCCUCAUUACCAUAACUGCCUGUAAUCCUGCAUCAUUAACAUCAUAGAGGUUAGGAUUUCCAACACAUAGUAUAAUCACAUCAGAUCACAAAAUGGUGGACACCCACACGAUACUGGGGAUCAUGGCCUAGAAAAGUUGAUAAACAUUUUGGGGGGGCACAGUCCAUAAUACUUAGAAAUUCAAAAUAUUAUCAUGGCCAGGUCUUGCUAACUGAUGGUUAAGGUUGUGUGUCAAUUUGGCAGGGACAUGAUUCUCAGGGGUUUGGCAGUUGUAUGAUGUAAUCACUUCCAUGAUGAGAUUUGAUAUAAUGUGAUGACCUCCAUGAUGGAAUCUGCUCCGAGUAGCCAGUCAGUUGAAAGGGAGUUUCUUUGGGCAUGUGGCUUGCAUCGAGUGUAAGUGGAUAUUAUGGCAUGACUUGUGGGUUUUUCCUCUUUCUGCGUCCUGCAACUGGCUCCUGUUCGCCUGACCUUUGGUUCUUGGGAACUGGGCUAGCAGCUUACCUACAGUCUUGCCUGCCGUCCUUGGGAUUUGCCCAUCCUUGUAGCCUGUGAGCAAGAGCUCUGCUCUCUGACCUUCUGAUCUUGGGUUUGCCAGCCCCUGCAGCUACAUGAAUCAGGAGAAGCCUCUAUCCUGACCCACAGACUUGAGAUGUUCCAGCCUCUACAACGGUGUGGGGCAUUUCUUUGAUAUAAAUCUCUAUGUAUGUGUUUAUAUGCUUUACUAGUUUUGCUUCUGUAGAGAACCCAGCCUAAGACAUUUGGAUCAAAAGUGGGUCUAGAGAAACAAAAUUGUAAGGAUGAGUUUUCUAAAUCAGUUCUCAAGUCUGGUUAGUUGUAAAGAUGAUGACUUUGCUUCCAGUAAUAAAGAGUGCACUGCUAAUCCACGGCAUGAAGUGGCAAUACAAAAACGCAAAAUAUCACCACGUAUUGGUGAAAGGCGAGGCUCUGGGUGAUUGCACAUGUGAUACCUUUCUACAAUUUUGUCAUAAUAAGAAGUAUAAGGUCCUACUUUUCGCUAGACAAACUGGUGAAAGGAAUGAGCUCAAGGCCUCAGAGUCAAAGCUCAAGUGCUGCAUAAAUGACCUCUGAUUUCCAUUUGGUCCUUGAAAGAAAGGCUUAUUUCUUGUAGUAAUAGAGCCGAUAUUGCCAAAAACCAAACCCCAAGUCUUAUCAUAAGAGUGGCUGAAUUACAAUGUCAACUCAAUUGCCAACCUUGAGAGGUGUCUGAAGUUAAAGUGAGGGCAUAGAUUGGAAAGAAAUGGGAUCCUGAAACUUGAGAUGGGGACAUAUGGGUAGAUAAUCAGGAAGCUGGAGACACUGAGCCCAAAAUUCUGUUGAAUCACUCCUGCCAACAGAACCAGCCCUCUCGUUCCCAUCUGAAGAGA
This is a messenger RNA of Loxodonta africana (African savanna elephant), 5105 nucleotides long. It is a transcript of the gene GTF2B, whose product is annotated as general transcription factor IIB. The transcript has 7 exons. Lineage: Eukaryota; Metazoa; Chordata; Mammalia; Proboscidea; Elephantidae. Gene Ontology annotation, biological process: RNA polymerase II preinitiation complex assembly; transcription initiation at RNA polymerase II promoter; protein acetylation. Bases 101 to 1051 code for a protein of 316 amino acids. Gene Ontology annotation, cellular component: transcription preinitiation complex; nucleus. The record is from RefSeq and is a predicted model, not a curated record. Gene Ontology annotation, molecular function: RNA polymerase II general transcription initiation factor activity; TBP-class protein binding; RNA polymerase II core promoter sequence-specific DNA binding.